Molecule: messenger RNA, 2233 nt
Organism: Megalops cyprinoides (Indo-Pacific tarpon)
Lineage: Eukaryota; Metazoa; Chordata; Actinopteri; Elopiformes; Megalopidae
Gene: tmem209
Product: transmembrane protein 209
Exons: 15
Coding region: 196-1884 (562 amino acids)
Cellular component (GO): membrane
Source: RefSeq, a predicted model, not a curated record
GGUGCUGUUCUGUAGUGCUGAACGGAGUGGUGGUUGGAGCGGGAAAGGUGGCUAGUUAACUUAAUAUUGAGUAUAACCUUAUAUUUCCACGUGAAAUGCACAAUUACAGGAGUGUUUGUUUAUAAUAUGAUGACACACAUAUAGUAAGGUAUAUAGCCUGACAGUGAAUCAAGAAGACUUCAGGUUGAACUAGGAAUGACGCCAGUGAAGGAGGGCAUGCCCUCUCUCAUCGACAGGACGAUGAGGAUGAGGAGAGAGGAACAGGCGCGGAAAGUAGUGCUCGCUUGGGCGGUACUCAACGUUUCUCUCGCCGGCAUGAUCUACACAGAAAUGACGGGGAAACUGCUGAGCCGAUACUAUAACAUUUCCUAUUGGCCCCUCUGGUAUAUAGAGCUUGCUCUCGCCUGUCUGUUCAGCCUCAAUGCCCUGUUUGAUUUUUGGAGAUACUUCAAAUACACCAUGGCCCCCUCCAGCAUUGUGCUCACCCCUGAGCAGCACCGUCUACUUGGCCUCAGGGAUUCUGGUAUCCAGGCUACCCCCCCUCAGAAGCCAGAAAAGAAGGAGAUGCCCGCCCCUGCCCAGUCCUCCCCGCUGCAGGGACAGAGCGUGCUCAGUUACAGCCCCUCCUGGCCCCCCAGCACCAGCCCCAAAUUCUCCCCCAGCUGUGUGACGGGCUACACCCCGCCUCUGCAGAGCCCCUCCCCCCCGGGUAGCGGGGGCUCCUUCUCCUCCCCCGUAACUUACUCCACACCCGGCAGCUUUGGCAAGGUGUUGAACUACAGCCCCUCUCCUAGUUCCUCCCCCUACCCCAGCAGCAUCGGGCCUAUGGAGGGGUCGAGCCUGCGGGCACGGUACCGCACCUCCCCCUCCAUCUUCAGCUCCCCUGGCGGCAAGGACGAUUAUAUGGCCGACCUCAAGACACUGGAGCGAUUUCUCCGCUCCGAAGAGGAGAAGAGCCAGCGCAGUCAACUGGGAAGCCCAGAGUUCGCGUCACCUUCCCACAGUCCCACGUUCUGGAACUACAGCCGCUCGAUGGGUGACUACGCCCAGAGCCUGAGGAAGUUCCAGUACCAGCUGGCCUGUCGCUCGCAGGCCCCCUCUGCACACAAGGACGAGACGGACCUGGGCUCCAAACAGGCUGCGGAGGAGGUGUGGGCCCGCAUCACAACCGGACACCUGGCGGUGGACCGCAUAGACAGCUGGACCGCCAAGCUGAGAAACUGGAUUAAUGACACAAUCCUGGUACCUCUGGUGAAAGAGCUUGAUUCUGUGAACUCCCAGUUGAGGAGAAUGGGUUGUCCUGAGCUGCAGACUGGAGAGGCCAGCAUAAGCAGUCUGAAGCAGGCAGCUGUUGUCAAGGCCUCCUCGAUACCCACUCUCAACGCUAUAGUGCAGUACCUGGACAUCACGCCUAACCAGGAGUACCUUGUUGAGCGAAUAAAAGAGCUGGCCCACAGUGGCUGCAUGAGCUCCUUCCGCUGGAACGGGGGUGGCGACUGGAAGGGCAGGAAGUGGGACACCGACCUGCCGACCGAUUCCGCUAUCCUGAUGCAUGUGGUGUGCACAUACCUGGACUCCCGGCUCCCUCCUCACCCCAAGUACCCCGAUGGAAAGACCUUCACCUCUCAGCACUUCAUCCAAACACCGGACAAACCAGACGUGUCGAACGAGAACCUCUUCUGCAUCCACCAGAGCAGCACCAACCCUCCGCACUACCAGCUCGUAUACCAGGGCCACGUCUACAGCCUCCCCAAGGGUAGAAACAACCUUUUCCACACCGUUCUCAUGUUUCUGUUCAUCAUAAAGACAAAGGAGUCCGGAAUGCUGGGGAGGGUGAAUCUGGGCCUAUCUGGAGUCAACAUUCUGUGGAUAUUUGAAGACUGAUGUACACUGCUUUUGAAGAUGAGAUGAAGAGACCUCACAGCUGAGCAAUGUAGAACUGGACUGUUCUUUCAAAAAUCAAUUUCUCACAAGUAUCUUUUCAAAAAACCAUUGAUAAUACAGUUCCUUUUUGACAAUACACUCUUCUGAAGAAAUCACAGUGUAAGGUGUAUCCUUUAGAACCAACACACAUUAACAUAUAAUCUUCAGAGGUAUGUUUAUUGUCUAUUGUUUAUUGAAGGGUCCUGCAUAUGAACUGCAUAGGACCUUCUGAAGUACUACAUAAUGUCUUCAUAAGCAGGGUAUUAAGAUUCAUGAAUGCUGAUGCCAAUUAACACAGACCAUCAUAAUG